This is a messenger RNA of Gallus gallus (chicken), 4096 nucleotides long. RefSeq names its product activating transcription factor 3 (gene ATF3). Gene Ontology annotation, cellular component: nucleus. Gene Ontology annotation, biological process: regulation of transcription by RNA polymerase II. Gene Ontology annotation, molecular function: RNA polymerase II cis-regulatory region sequence-specific DNA binding; DNA-binding transcription factor activity, RNA polymerase II-specific. The record is from RefSeq and is a predicted model, not a curated record. Lineage: Eukaryota; Metazoa; Chordata; Aves; Galliformes; Phasianidae.
GAGGCAGAGGCGCGGGGAGCGCGAGCGGGCGCUGCUCUCCCGCCGGCGGAGCGGGCACGGGGGAAAGAGCGGGCGCGGCGGGGCCGGCGAGCAGCCCCGGCCGGCCGGCGGCGGACUGAAGGUAGGAACAGCGGGACGGCUCCGGGGAGAGGGACGAGCCGGCAACCGGAGGAGCCCGAUGCCGGAGCGCCCGCGGCGCUCGACCGGCGGCGGGAGCGGAGUCCCGAGCGGAGCCCCGAGCGGAGCCGCGGCCGCCCCGGGCCGGCCGUGCCGCUCGGCGCCGCGCGGGGGCGGGCAGCGCGGGGCUCGGCGCCGGGGGGUCGAGGGGAUGCCGGCCGUGCCCGCCCGCACUGCCGCUCCGGCUGCCGCUCCGACUGCCGCUCCGACUGCCGGCGGGGCGCCGGGGAGAGGCUGCGGGGCGCCGGGCAGCCCGCGCCGCCGGGAGGAAAAGCGGUAGGGACUCGCUCGGUUCUCCCUCUGCGCCGAUGUCCGACACGGAGACCGGUUGCUGAAGUCUUGCCUACGCGAGGCAGGCGUGGCUCGACAGAAAACUUGUUAGAGAGAAGGAGCUUCCCGUUCGAAGUGCGUUCUUCUCGCGUUCGAGCGGUUGGAAGCCGGCGGAAAGUGAUUCGGGAGCGAUGCGGGAUGUCAGAAAGCUUAAGGUCAACCGGCGUGCACGGAGGUUGUGAACUGUAAUUGCCCUUAAUGCCGUUUAAGAUUAACCUCAGUGGUUAUCGGCGUUUGUUGCAUCAGCACCGGAGGGGAAGGAAUUCGUGUGAAGAAGCAAAACCGAGAGAGAGGCGCAGUCAGCCGUCAGCAGCUGAGCGGAAAGACUCCAAGCAAAAUGAUGGUCCAACACACCGGCCAGGUGUCUGCAUUGGAAGUCAGCGCCUCCGCAAUUGUCCCCACUUUGUCCCUGCAGGGUCACUGGGGUUUGAUGAUUUCACAAAUCUAACCCCACUGGUGAAAGAGGAACUUAGAUUCGCCAUCCAAAACAAACGUCAGUCCCACAGGAUGUCUUCUACUUUGGAUACGGUGACAGUGUCCGAAAGGCCGAUGGAAACAUCGAUCAUGAAAACGGAGUUUUCUCCUGAAGAGGAUGAAAGAAAAAAGCGAAGAAGGGAAAGGAACAAAAUUGCUGCUGCAAAGUGCCGAAACAAAAAGAAGGAAAAAACAGAAUGUUUGCAGAAAGAAUCAGAAAAGCUGGAGACUAUCAAUGCGGAAUUAAAAGCCCAGAUUGAAGAGCUAAAGAAUGAGAAGCAGCAUUUGAUAUACAUGCUAAAUCUUCACAGGCCCACCUGUAUAGUCCGGGCACAAAAUGGAAGGACACCUGAAGAUGAAAGGAAUCUUUUUAUUCAACAGAUCAAAGAAGGAACAUUACAAGGUUAAGUGAUACGGAAAAUGUGGAAAUAUUUCUAGUAUGUUUUAACAGCAACAGAAUCCACAGAGGAUCUGACUUAUGUGUAGGAUUCUAUUAGUAAAGAGCGUUUAGGAAGGGCAGAUCGCUUUCUUAAGCAGAAUGAAUCAUUUUUGGCUUGUCAGAGAUUCUUCCCCUCGGAAGAUCUGGUCUCGGUCAAACUGAAGAGCCUUCUGCCUCAUAAUAGGUUUUGCACCUGUCAUACAUGCUGUUCCUAGGAGCUACAGACAACAGCUUCAGAAGAUUUAGCUCUCUGCUAGUAUACAGUAUCUGCACUCACGACGUUUGUGCUAGAACACUAUGACUUCGAUGAUGCACAUGGUACAUACAGCUGUGCUGGAUGGACACUACUUUUCCUUGUGGCUGUCAGGGAAAGCAGACGGAGUAUUUUUAAAGUUUUGUAGUUUCCAGGAGGAUGGUUUCUGGCAGAAUGUACUGAUACGUAAUUUUGCAUUCUAACCUAACACACACACACACAAACACACAAAAAGCCUUUAGUUCCAAUUAAGCUUUGUAACCUUUUUCACAACACUUGUGUGGUUUUUUUUCUAUGACUCAUCUCAGAGACUGAAUUUGACAAGUCCUAGUAGGUGUGACAAAGAAAGGUUUCUUGCAAACUACCCAUGUAGCUAAGUUGGUAUUUUAGGAGCUGGAACCCCACCUAUUAUCCUUUGGGAAAUACAGUGUUUCCUUGCAUUCAAUAGAGCAUUUUGUACCAUCACUUGGCAACUGGGUGAAUUGGACCCACUGUAAAGAGGGAAGUAACUACGAAGGGAUUUUGAUACGGUUUUGCCCAAGCAAAGAACUGCAGGACUGAAUCCCAGGUUCAUGAAUCAUGAAAAGUUUAAAAUAAACCAAAAUCAUCUGGGAUCUAAUCCUACAAGCCUUAACCCUCACCGACACAAGAGGUUCCAUGGCCUGUAGUGAUCUGGUUAUACAGAUGGCUGUCAGGAGUAAGAUGUGGACAAGGCUUUUUCCGUCCUUGUCAGGAUUGCUUCCUUUUGCCAGAUGAUUCAGAGGGAAAAAUUAUGAUUGCAGCUACUUUUAUUUUAUGUUUGGGUGGUAACUACAGUCAAUCAAAAGUGUUACUUAGAAUCUAAAGGAGACAAGAGUUCUGAUGUAGUGAAUAAUUGUUCUCAUUUUUUAUUAAAUACUAACCUUAGAUGUUUCUGAACUGGUAGAAGAGCUGCUGGACAAUACAGUUGGAGCUACGAGUGUUUAAAUUCUGAUGUUUCUGUGAAAUUCUCAGAUUGUUUAAUCCUACGAAAUAUAUCCUUACAAUUUUUUUGUAAAAGAAAAUAUCCUUAUUUAUCACUAAUAUCAUAAUGAGUAAAGUUAAUAAAUACUGCAAGCAAGAUAAAACUGAAAACACAAGUGUUGUGCUGUCUUUUUACUUUCAUCUCUUGGUGUUUAAUAUUAUAUAUUCCUAAACUUUGCAAGUUGCAAGAGACACCAUUUAACCUUCAUCAUCUCCACAGAUGAAGCACUUAAGUAUCUUGAAUGAUUGGAUGCAGAGACUAUACCUCUCAAAAUUCUGUAUCUUGAUCUGUGGUGUCUAGCUGCUCAACGUCACAAUUUAAAUGGAACUUAUAGUACAUAAUAUUUUACACCAGUUAUGCAGUGUUGAAUUUGUGGUUUUAUUCUAAAGGCUAAACUUAAAGAUACCUCAGCCAUAAGCUUCUUCCUCUACAAGUCCUGGCUGAAUGUAUCAGAUAUCGCUCCUGAUCCUUAUAUGAUCUUUAUAUUCUGCAACAGAACUUCUUAGUACAUUUUCCUAAGAUCUGGAUAUAUUGUAAUGUCCUAUAUCAUGUUUAAAAGCUAUGUACUUCAUAUAUCUGAAAAAUGAAUGUAUUAAAAAGACAACACACUAGGUCUGAUUCUGUCCUGAGAAUCUGUUUUCUUUCUCUAUGUUGGAAGGAGCUGCCUUUGACUUCAGUGAGAUUUGUAUUAAUGCCCUGCAGGCAGAGCUUGGAGCCUCUGCAGCAACUUCACUGGCUCAGGGGGAAGGUUUCAUGGGGAAGUGGGCCGGUCAUUCGUCAGAUGAUAGAUAUAUGUGAAGUGUGUUAUCAGUAAAUUUGUCAAACAGUAUUCAUUGAUGGCUGACUUCUGUAGUAUGGGAGUGCGUAACUGAGGCCUCAUGAUGGUAUCAUGCUCUUUGGCUCUGCCUUUAGCACAUCAGAUACCAGCAGACAAAAGAGUUUGCCUCCUAUGCUGUUAUAAAGUGUUCCAGCAGAGACUAGAGUAUAAUGACACAAUUAAUGACUCUCCUUUUGGGAAUCUGUAUGGUUGCUUUUAACCAUACCGCUGAUGACGCCGGCGUCAUGCUUUUGUUGCUUGAUGAUAUGUAUUUAGCAUGCCAAAUGUUAGUAGGGUACCACUAUUAUUGUCAGAAGAUGAUUAUUUUUAUUUCUUUGUAUGUGGAGACAUAGCUGCUUUCUACUGUGUGUAUGUGUGUGUGUGCAUGCGUGCUCCUGCACGCUACUGUAGAAGUGAUGGUACUCAAGUUGAUUUGACUAUGCCCAUGAAAGACUGUUUGAACAGCUAGACAGGAGCAGUAUGUUGCAUGAGUUUUCUAAAAGUAUACGUUAUUCAGGAGAACCUUUAAAAUGCAUUAAAAGCAGUUUGUUUUCUAUUUUCAAGUUUGUUUUGAUACUUUAAUAAAAAAAUAAUAUAUAUUUA